This is a messenger RNA of Malassezia restricta, 948 nucleotides long. RefSeq names its product solute carrier family 25 (mitochondrial folate transporter), member 32. The coding region runs from base 1 to 948 and encodes 315 amino acids. NCBI's taxonomy places the organism in Eukaryota, Fungi, Basidiomycota, Malasseziomycetes, Malasseziales, Malasseziaceae. The record is from RefSeq and is a predicted model, not a curated record. Gene Ontology annotation, biological process: NAD transmembrane transport. Gene Ontology annotation, molecular function: NAD transmembrane transporter activity. The transcript has a single exon.
AUGUCGAAGUAUCCACCAGAUCGUCGCCAGAAAGAGGUUCGAAACUCUGCUAUCUCUGGGGCAUGUGCAGGUUUAGUGUCCAGUGUUGUUACGUGCCCGUUGGAUGUCAUUAAAACCCGGCUACAGGUGCGCCCAGAGGCGAGUGCAUCUGGCAGUAUAACGCAUGGUGGAUUUGAUAAUGUGACAACGGUCAUCAGAAAAAUUUGGACCGAAGACGGCUUGCGAGGCUUUUACCGCGGUCUGGGACCCACGGUGAUAGGGUACCUCCCCACCUGGGCUAUUUACUUUUGCGUAUAUGAUGCUGGGAAAAAAUUUUUCGGUGAGCAUACAGCGCUCUCUCAUAUGCAUCCCUUUGCGACUCAUAUUGCGAGCGCUAUGCUUGCCGGCGCCACGAGUACGACAUGCACCAGUCCCAUGUGGGUUGUCAAGACGCGCACGAUGUUACAGACGGCUUCUGUUCCGAAGCAUGAGCUUUAUCGCCAUACUUUCGAUGCGUUUGUCAAGAUUUAUCGGUCUGAGGGUAUGAUGGCAUUUUACAAGGGCCUCCUACCCAGUUUGUUAGGUGUUUUCCACGUUGUUGUCCAAUUUCCUUUAUACGAGCAUUUCAAAAGCAUGACAUCAGAAUUCAAGCGUGGAGAUGCACUCUCACCUGGAUCUAUCCUGCUAUGCAGUGGCGGCUCGAAAAUGCUUGCUUCCAUGGCUACAUACCCGCAUGAAGUUCUUCGCACGCGUCUUCAGAUGGUCCCAAAGUGCACGACACAUAACGGCGUCGUAAUGCGACAAUAUUCUGGAUUCGUUCAAACUUUUGUAUCUAUUUUGCGCUAUGAAGGUAUCUCAGGGUUUUAUCGCGGUAUGGGUGUAAACCUCGUUCGUACGGUGCCGAACUCGGGCUUGACUAUCUUGACGUACGAAGUAAUCAUGCACUAUUUCGCAACACACUCCAUAUGA